AUGGAACAUGAAGAUGAUAUUGGAACCUGCGCCACAUGUGGAAACCGCCGGAUAUCCCAAGAACAGAUUGGAAAUUUCCCCGAGGUACUCAUCAUCCAACUCAACCGCAUCAGCGCAAGAGGCAAAAAGAUCGAUGACCAAGUACAACUCAGCGAUCCGCUCACUAUUAAGAAGAGUUAUGUCGAUGAGCGCCAUGGUACAGCGCGCGAAACCGUUCGCUACAAACUGUCCUCGGUGAUCAUGCAUCAAGGCUCGGACAUGACACACGGACAUUACAAAAUCGGUGUCAAAGGUCGAUCAGACGAAUGGACACUGAUCGAUGACAAGUAUACCCAGGGCUGGGACAAGAAAGAUUUUGGAGCUGAACCGGAUCACCUUGUCGAGUCAUAUAUCUACGCAUACCGCCGGCUACCCACAAAUGAGUUGGAACUGACGGACACAGAAGAUGUUCGGGAUUCCAUGGACAUCGACCCCCGUCCAGAGGCGGAAAAACCACAAAUUAGGGCCGCUCAGAUCCCGAGAGAGACUCGGAAGAAAAAUACGCAGAGCGCAGUUCCUCAGAGCGCAGUUCCUCAGACCGCAGUUCCUCAGGACCCAGUCACUCAGGGCCCAGUCACUCAGGGCCCAGUCACUCAGGGCCCACAACUGCUAGAGCUGAGUCAGGAGGCAGCUCAAUCAGUGUCGGAGUUGAUGGGUGGGAUGGUUCCAGGUAUUAUCGAUGCCUAUGUGGCUCGCUCGGAGCAGACGCGGCUUAAGGAAUGGGAGAAGUGGAUGAGUCAGAGGGAAGAGAAGUUGGAGGCGGAGAAGAGGGAGAAGGGAGAGAAGGGGGGACAGAAGAGGGGACAGAAGAGGAAGCACAGAGGGGAUGAUGAUGAUGGAGAUGAUGAUGGAGAUGAUGAUGGAGACGAUGAUGGAGAUGAUGGAAACAAGGGUAAACUUGAGCAAUUCCUGGAAUGGAAACAGGCGCGAGGAUUAUUGGAGCUCACUGUGACCGAUUCAACUGGGGAAGUAGUGCUGGAUCUGGAAACACAAGGGUUGCACUAUAACAGACUCAAGGGGAAGAGCAGGAAAGCACCCGUGGCCAAAGUAGAGAAGAAGGCCGGGACAUGGAAGCGACUGAGGGAAUCAGUGAGUAGAAAGGCGAAGAAGUGA
This is a messenger RNA of Penicillium paradoxum, 1152 nucleotides long. Its product is annotated as ubiquitin carboxyl-terminal hydrolase. The record is from RefSeq and is a predicted model, not a curated record. NCBI's taxonomy places the organism in Eukaryota, Fungi, Ascomycota, Eurotiomycetes, Eurotiales, Aspergillaceae. The transcript has a single exon. Bases 1 to 1152 code for a protein of 383 amino acids. Gene Ontology annotation, molecular function: cysteine-type deubiquitinase activity. Gene Ontology annotation, biological process: protein deubiquitination.